Messenger RNA from Xenopus laevis (African clawed frog), 3178 nucleotides. RefSeq names its product ankyrin repeat domain-containing protein 11-like. The record is from RefSeq and is a predicted model, not a curated record. Lineage: Eukaryota; Metazoa; Chordata; Amphibia; Anura; Pipidae. The coding region runs from base 130 to 2361 and encodes 743 amino acids. The transcript is spliced from 33 exons.
AAGUUCCCGUGCAUUCUGGAUAACAGGUGCCAUACCUGUACAUAAAUAAGAUAAUGGUGUAGUACAAGUAUGAAUUUAAUAACUGUCAAAUAAAAAUUCUUUCUUUUAUUUUUCUAUGUUAGAAAGAGAAUGGAGUAUAAUCUUGAGGAGGAGACUGUGGAUUUUAAAGAUUUAGACCAGGCCCCAGUGAUGAGAUCUUGGGGGUCUCUGAUGGACCUUAGGGACAUAGAGGAGGUAGAAGAACCAUCAGAGGUGGAAGAGAGGGACAAUGAUACAUUAGAUCAAGCCCCAGUGAUGAGGUCUUGGGGGUCUCUGAUGGACCUUCAGAAUGGAGAGGAGGCAAAAGGAAUAGAACCAUCAGCAAAGGACUGGAGACCAAAAGUUGAUGUCCCAAAUUCGAAGGUGCAAGAAGAGGAGAAUGAUAAAAACUCAGAUCAAGCCCCAUUGAUAAAGUCUUGGAGGUCUCGGGAUGGAGAGAAGGCAGAAAGAGAAUCAUCAGCAAAGGACAAGAGACCAGAAAUGGAUCUCCUAGAUUUAAAAGUGAAAGAGGAGGAGAAUGAUGAGAAAACAGACCCAGCCUUAGUUAGGAGCUCGGGAUCUGUUAAAGAUCUGAUUCAAGAAAAAGAGCAGGAAGUUGAGACAGAUAACAUCGAUAUGGAGAAAGUAGAUGUCCUUCAAACAAAAAGCAGCACUGAUUCCACUAAAUCAGAAGACAAAGGGGCUGUUGAAAAGAAAACAAUCAUCUUGCAGAACACCACUCGACUGUGGAAGCCCAAGUUGCGGCGCCCAACUUUUGUUUUUGUCAAACAAAAUGUCAUGCCAACUUUGAAAGAAGGAGAGUUAGAGCCCCCAACUGCUGAUACCACCAAAGCAGACAAUGGGCCUGUCAAUGUCACCCCAAGGUGGAAAAAAGAUGAGUCACGUCGCCCAACUGCUAAUACCACCAAAGCAGACAAUGGGCCUGUCAAUAUCACCCCAAGGUGGAAAAAAGAUGAGUCACGUCGCCCAACUGCUAAUACCACCAAAGCAGACUAUGGGCCUGUGAACAGAAAAAGAAAAAUGGACAACAUCAAUAUAGAAGAAAGAGACGGCAUGCCUAAAACAAAGGACGAAAGAGGCAAAAGGCCUAAAAAUAUGAAUGAAAGAGGCGGCAUGCCAAAGAAAAUGGAUGAAAGAGGCGAGAUGGCUAAAAGGAGAAAAAUAACCUUUGAAGAUUUCCCCCCAAAGUGGAAGAGAGAGAGGCAACAUUCUUGGAACCAUGCCCUCGAAAUCACACUGGCAGAUGGAAGAAAGACAAGCAAGCAUGCAAAGAGAAUGGAGUAUAAUCUUGAGGAGGAGACUGUGGAUUUUAAAGAUUUAAUCAAGGCCCCAUUGAUAAAGUCUUGGAGGUCUCGGGAUGGAGAGAAGGCAGAAAGAGAAUCAUCAGCAAAGGACAAGAGACCAGAAAUGGAUCUCCUAGAUUUAAAAGUGAAAGAGGAGGAGAAUGAUGAGAAAACAGACCCAGCCUUAGUUAGGAGCUCGGGAUCUGUUAAAGAUCUGAUUCAAGAAAAAGAGCAGGAAGUUGAGACAGAUAACAUCGAUAUGGAGAAAGUAGAUGUCCUUCAAACAAAAAGCAGCACUGAUUCCACUAAAUCAGAAGACAAAGGGGCUGUUGAAAAGAAAACAAUCAUCUUGCAGAACACCACUCGACUGUGGAAGCCCAAGUUGCGGCGCCCAACUUUUGUUUUUGUCAAACAAAAUGUCAUGCCAACUUUGAAAGAAGGAGAGUUAGAGCCCCCAACUGCUGAUACCACCAAAGCAGACAAUGGGCCUGUCAAUGUCACCCCAAGGUGGAAAAAAGAUGAGUCACGUCGCCCAACUGCUAAUACCACCAAAGCAGACAAUGGGCCUGUCAAUAUCACCCCAAGGUGGAAAAAAGAUGAGUCACGUCGCCCAACUGCUAAUACCACCAAAGCAGACUAUGGGCCUGUGAACAGAAAAAGAAAAAUGGACAACAUCAAUAUAGAAGAAAGAGACGGCAUGCCUAAAACAAAGGACGAAAGAGGCAAAAGGCCUAAAAAUAUGAAUGAAAGAGGCGGCAUGCCAAAGAAAAUGGAUGAAAGAGGCGAGAUGGCUAAAAGGAGAAAAAUAACCUUUGAAGAUUUCCCCCCAAAGUGGAAGAGAGAGAGGCAACAUUCUUGGAACCAUGCCCCUCGAAAUCACACUGGCAGAUGGAAGAAAGACAAGCAAGCAUGCGUAAACAAUGGAUUCUUUACUUGGAACAAGCCAACUUUUCAAGUCAGAAUAGAAAUGAGGCCUGAAAGAUGUUACCAGCAAAAAUGGAGCCAGCCUAAGGGCAGAACACGAUUUCGUCCAUAUUAAGAAUUCAUUGAUAAAAAGUUGCAGGGCCUAAAAGAUCUUACCUGCAAAAAUGGAGCCGGCAUAAGAGCAGAAGAAGUUUUCGUCCAUAUUAUGAACGCAUUGAUAAAAUGUUGCAGGGCCUGAAAGAUCUUACCAGGAAAAAUGUUGCCGGCCUAAGAGCAGAAGACGAUUUCAUCCAUAUUAAGAACGCAUUAAUAAAAUGUUACAGGGCCUGAAAGAUCUUAACAGCAAAAAUGGAGCCGGCCUAAGAGCAGAAGACGAUUUCGUCCAUAUUAAGAACGCAUUAAAAUGUUGCAUGGCCUGAAAGAUCUUAACAGCAAAAAUGUUGCCGGCCUAAGAGCAGAAGAAUUUUUCAUCCAUAUUAAGAACGCAUUGAUAAAAUGUUGCAGGGCCUGAAAGAUCUUACCAGGAAAAAUUGUUGCCGGCCUAAGAGCAGAAGAAGUUUUCAUCCAUAUUAAGAAAGCAUUGAUAAAAUGUUGCAGGGCCUGAAAGAUCUUAACAGCAAAAAUUUUGCCGGCCUAAGAGCAGAAGACGAUUUCAUCCACUUAAAAACGCAUUAAUAAAAUGUUGCAGGGCCUGAAAAAUCUUAUCAUCAAAAAUGGAGCCGGCCUAAGAGCAGAGGACGAUUUUGUCCAUUUUAAGAACCCAUUAAUAAAAUGUUUUUGUUUAUUGAAACUGUUCUUUUUAGUUGAGUAGUGGCUGUAGGUGUAAGAGACGGGAGUGUGACUGCAGAGGUAGUGGGAACUUUAGUGUGAAUGUCAGUAGAUCAUUAUUUCAUUGAUAUAGGAGAUAUAAACAUCUUAGGGUCGGGAAGAAA